GAAUCGUGAUAAGCAGCCAAAUCAACGACUCAACGUGUCUAAUCUAGUAAAAAAAAAUAUGAGUAAUGUAUUGUUGAAAUUCGUAAUAUGUGGUCAAAAUUUCAAUGGAAUUUCUUAAUUUCUUUCGUUUACUAUUGAAAAUUCCUACUUAUCAAUUAAAGAACGUAUAGAGAAAAUCGUUUCCUUAUCUCGUCCUUCUGUAGUGUUGUAAUUUUACUCGGCUGAUAGCAAAGCUAUGUAAUAAAAUAAAUAGUGAAAAUAAAUGAGCUAUAUAAAACGAAAGAACAGCGGUUGAUUUCACAACGAAUAGUUUUCUAUAGCAACUACAUAUUUCCUCUCAGUUUCAAUUAGCAUUCAGUAAGCAUAGUGUUUGAUUUUUAUUUCUUACGAGUUACGAUGUCAACGGUAACCGCCAACCUGGAUUCAAUGAAAGAUAAGAAAUCAGUGAAGGUAAUAUCUCUAGUUGCUUUGACGUUUCAAAAUGCCGUCCUUUCGCUCAGUAUGCGUUAUGUUGAAACACAAUAUGGUGAUAAGUUCGUAUCAUCGACCGCCGUCGUUAUGUCCGAAGUGGUCAAAUGUAUAAUAAGUUUAUUUCUAGUUUACUAUUACGAAAGUUUAAGCUUAGUACACUUUAUCAAAACUUUACAUGGAACCGUUGUCAAACAACCUAUCGAUACGUUGAAAGUGAGCGUCCCAGCUGUGGUUUAUAUCGUACAGAACAACCUUCUGUACAUAUCAGCCUCUCAUCUGGACGCAGCUACUAACCAAGUAACUUACCAGUUGAAAAUAUUGACUACAGCUUUAUUCGCUGUUUGUAUAUUGAGACGAUCGUUAGGAUUGCAUCAAUGGGUAGCUCUCGUAUUCCUACUCAGCGGCGUAGCUCUUGUUCAACUUUCCGACGUCAAAGAUCAUUCGGCAGCUACCAGUGAGGGCCAGAAUCGUGUCGUGGGUUUAGUAGCCGUACUAGCUGCUUGCUUUCUAUCUGGCUUCGCCGGAAUAUAUUUCGAGAAAAUACUCAAAGGAUCGGAUAUUUCAAUAUGGAUGAGAAACGUUCAAUUGAGCAUUAUAGCUAUUCCGGCCGGUCUUUUUCACGCCUAUACGAAUUCCUGGGAUAAACUAACCAGUCUAGGAUUCUUCUACGGUUAUAAUUUCUUCGUCAUCUAUGUAAUUCUUUUACAAGCUGUUGGUGGUUUGAUUGUAGCUGUUGUCGUCAAGUACGCCGAUAAUAUUCUGAAAGGAUUUGCCACCUCUUUGGCUAUAAUUCUAUCGUGCAUUUUUUCUAUUUAUUUAUUCAAUUUUUCCAUCAACUAUUGUUUCGUUAUCGGCACGAUUUUCGUUAUAUUUUCGGUAUUCUUGUACAGCAACGCUGCCUUAGUUCCUCAUAAAACUUUCCAAAAUCAAGCCGUUGAAAAAGCGUAAAAACUUAACGUACCUUAUAUGAAUAGAGAUAGUAAUUUAGAGUACUUAGAGUGAAUUUUUCGAACAAUGGUGUUGCAUUUAUCUUCAGACUGAUUUUUGUUUGUUGAUGGUAACAGAAGUUUCUCUGAGUAUGUUACUCGAAUUAUGAACAAUACUCUCACCGAGAAAUGUGUGAUACAAAGAUUUAGGUGAUGUUACCAAGAACAAAAUUUUCAAUUUUUACAUUAUGCUUUGUGUCAUUUUAUAUGGAUUUUCCUGCCUUUUGAAGUCACUUCAAAAAUGUUAUUUUAUAGGAAUAAUUUUACUUGUUUUUUUUUCUACUUGUAUUUUAAACGUUAAUCAUGCUGUUGAUGAUACAUCAUUUUAGAUAUUAGCGGUAUUUUUUCAUCAAUAUUGAUAUUGUUUAGUAUAAUUCAUUAUUUGUUAAUUUUUUCUACUUUUUUUUCCUAGUUAAGUUAAUAAACAGUGAUUAAUUUUUCAA
Planococcus citri (citrus mealybug) is the source of this 1900-nucleotide messenger RNA. It is a transcript of the gene Ugalt, whose product is annotated as UDP-galactose transporter. Gene Ontology annotation, molecular function: UDP-galactose transmembrane transporter activity. Bases 397 to 1419 code for a protein of 340 amino acids. Gene Ontology annotation, biological process: pyrimidine nucleotide-sugar transmembrane transport. The transcript has 2 exons. The record is from RefSeq and is a predicted model, not a curated record. Lineage: Eukaryota; Metazoa; Arthropoda; Insecta; Hemiptera; Pseudococcidae. Gene Ontology annotation, cellular component: Golgi membrane.